Messenger RNA from Salarias fasciatus (jewelled blenny), 2923 nucleotides. RefSeq names its product coiled-coil domain containing 146 (gene ccdc146). NCBI's taxonomy places the organism in Eukaryota, Metazoa, Chordata, Actinopteri, Blenniiformes, Blenniidae. Gene Ontology annotation, cellular component: cytoskeleton. The transcript is spliced from 20 exons. Bases 1 to 2625 code for a protein of 874 amino acids. The record is from RefSeq and is a predicted model, not a curated record.
AUGAUAAUUUCAUCCAACAGUGCCCGGGACUGCGAGGUCCGGCGUCUGGGAGAGGCGAAGCGGCGCCGUGCUGAGCUGGAGAGGCUCCGGGCCGAGGUGGAGAGUACAGAGGAGCCCGGCACCGCAGAGGAGGCUGAGACUGAGGUCAAAGAACUGAGGCGGCGCCUCCUCCGGGCAGGAAACCAACUGAAGGCUGCCGAGGAGAGAGACUACCAGACACAACACCAGCUGAAAUGUCUCUGGGAGGAGAAGCGAUGUCUGGAGAAGGAGAAUCAGACUCAGACUCAGACUCAACCCGCUGAGCUGGAGGACAAAGCAAAGGCCAUACAGGACCAGUGUGAGGACCUAAGAAAAGAGAUUGCCCAGAGACGACUGGAAAUAGGAAAUCUGUUGGAGGACGUGGAAAUCAGUGAAAGGCAGAUAUCGAAGGAACAGAAAGAGCUGGAAGACAAGAAGGAGAUCAUAGAGUUCAAAGAGGCGGAGAAAGCAAGGCUCAUCAGCGUACCUGACCAGAUUUUAAAGGAGGCUGAAAGGAAACGGACUAAGAAAGAGGCUGCCGCGAAGAAAAUAGAAGAACUGAAUGUGGAGAUCACAGAAAGCGAGCAGCGAGCGAAGAGGGCGGACGAGCGUAACCGCUCCCUCAAGAUGAAGGGCGAGGAGGUGACCGGCGGGGCGGAGGGUCUGCGGCGCCAAGUGGAGGAGGGCGAGCGGAAGCACGCGCUGCUGCUGAGGGCGGCGGAGGUCGGCAGGGAGGAGGCCCGGCAGCUGCUGUGCAACAGGAGCGUCCUUGAAAUGAAGCUGCAGAACGUCAUGUGCGACAGGAAGUACGUGCAUGAGAGCCAGUCUGCGCAGCUCAGGGAGAAAAACAGGCAGAUGCAAGCCCUCAAGAGUGUGGAGCAGUCACUGGCCACGUCCGCCGAGCAGCUCGAGCGCAGCCGGGCUGUCUACAGUGAUUUACAGGCACAGUUGGAUGCUGUCCCCAAAAGAGAGGCCGGCGUUCAGCGAAGGCUGGAGCUUCAGAAGGAGGUGGACGCUCUGAGAGCCAGCUUUGAAAACCGGCUGUCCGUGGCAGAGGAGGAGAGCCGGGAGAAGCGGCGGUACGGGAGGAUUCAGGAGCUGCUGAGGGAGUCGAACUGCCUGAGAGAAGAACUCCAUAACCUCAGAUGUCUGACACAGAUCAAAGCGGAGGAGAGAGGCCAGAAGCACCGCGAGCGGCUCAGGGCUGAGCAGCUGAACCAGCACAUCCAGCAGGAGCUCCGAGAGAAAGAUCUGAUCUGCACGGACCAGAGCAAGCUCCAGGCCGCGCUGCAGCGCAGAAUAUCGGCGCACUCUAAACUCUACGAUGCGAUGGUGGAGGAGAAGAACAAGUACGUCGGGCUGAAGCAGAUCAGCUCGCAGACGAUCGCCGAGCUGUCAGAGCAGAUUAAAGUCCUGCAGAACGAGAUGGAAAUCCAACGCACCAUCGUCACCAGCAAGGACAGGUCAUCUAUAAAGGCGCGCAUGAAGCUCUCCCACAUCUCCAAGACCAGAGACAAACUGCGCAACGACAUCUCCAAGGUUACCUGGAAGCAUCGUGAGUUGACUCAGGAGUUCGAGGACAGCAAUCUGGAGCUGUUGAGGCUCAAUCAGAUGAUCGGUAACCAGGAGGAGGCUCUCAUGGAAAUGAACAAGGAGCACGAAACCGCCGUACAGCAACGCAACUCUCUAGGACUUCGGCUGCUGGAGCACGACGAGGUUUUGUCCAACUACCGUGAGAAGCACGACGCGCUGACGGCAGCCAUCAGGGAGGGGAGCGCGGCUCUGGAGGCUUCGGAGGAGGACAUCAGAGACCUGCAGUUAGCGAUCAGUGAGGAGAAGAGACAGAUCGACCUGAAGGAGAGGGAGGUUCCCCUCCAGAGGGAGCUGGAGGGAGAAAUCACCACGCUGCACAUCGAGUUGUCAGAAGCCAGAGACAAAACGCUCAGAGGUCUGAAUCGAACCGUCAAUUACAAACAGCUUGAAGGCAAAGACCCGCCAUCAGCGGAGCUGGUCAAGAAAAUCGAGCAGCUUGAGGUGAACGUCGCCGAGCGAGAGAGGCAGCUGCUGGAGAAGGAGCUCCUGCAGGAGCAGGUGACCCGGCUCUCGAAGGCGCUCGGCGAACUCGCCGAGAACCGGAGAGAGGACACACUCUCUCUGGCAAAACAGCUGAAUGACUGCCAAGCCGACAUAAUCAACAUCAACCAGCGUUUGAGGGCCGUGUCGGCGGAGCUUUCCAUGAAGCGAGCGAUCGCUUUGUCCCAGCAGCAGCAGAUCAAAGAGAAGGAGCUCCAGAUGGACAGGUGCCAGCGGGGGCUGGAGGACGGCCUGCCGCCGCACCCCGAGCUGGAGGAGGAGUGGAGGAGGACGCUCCGGGACAAGAGGAGGCGGCAGAGGGACAGAGAGAGGAGAAAGAGGCGUCCUGAAGAGGAGGAGUGGAACCAGUUGCCUAAUGGGGUGUACACCACGGCCGAGCCCCGCCCCAACGCCUACAUCCCUCAGAACGACCUGCUCCCCCUGCCCAGGCCCUACGGCGCUCAGGCCCCCUUCAAAGCCUCCCAGCCCGGCGCCAACAUGAGACACAUCCGCAAGCCCACACUGAAGCCCUGAGACAUCUGAAGAACAGUGUGUGUGUGUGUGUGUGUGUGUGUGUGUGUGUGUGCAUGAUACGUGACAUGAAAUAUGUUUAAUUGACGGAGGAGAGAGGGGUUGAUGGCAUUUGUUGUUACAUAAUGUUCAGGCUCUGUGCUCAUUUUCUGCACCUAGCAGCACAUUACGAGCAUUCCCCCCCCCGCUUUUCUCCUGAAAACAAAUGAAUUUUUCAGGGACACCGGAAUAUUUCUGCAUAUUUCUGCACGCCCCUGUUGUUGUUUCAUCCCUCACGCUUGUAAUCUGUGAAUAAAUUGCA